AUGGCAGCUGACCCCAUCAUAUUAGCAGAACUAAAAGUCAAUACUGACGAACUCGUUGCCGAAAACGACAAGGUUAUCAAGAAACUGAUAGCCCUUAAAGAGCAACAGAAAGAACUCAAAAAAGAAACCGCGAAUUUAACAACCGCCGACGCGAAGCAAAUACGCACCUUCACUGACAAGGAACGCGCGAUCAAAACCUUGACCAAUCAAUACAACGCCAACAACAAAACUAUUGAGGCUAGUAAAACAGCCGUAGAGGAAAACACCCGCACGUUAUUUAAGGAGGUUAAAACAAUAGCUGAAGCCAAGACAGCUAACAAAGACCUCGCCGCUGCCCGCGAGAAGGUAGACACCUCUACCAAGGAAGGCGAGGUCACCUUAAAGUUGAUUAACAAAACCAUAAAGAAAAACAACGACUUCGUCAAAUCAAGCACUUCGGUGGCUAAAGAACAAGAGGUGACGCUAAGUAAUGUUGCCGAAAAAUUAAAAGAGGAGACCAACUCUAUCGACGAGGCGCGCGAAUCUAACAAAGCACUCCUUAAGGUGCGUAAUGAAUUAAAUUUAAACACUAAAGAAGGCCUAGAAGCACGCGACGCCAUCAAUAAAAAAAUAGACGAAAACAACGACUUCAUCAAGGACAACGUGAGUGCCCUCGAGGAACAGAAGAUAGGAAUAGGAAGUUAUGAGGAGAGUAUCAAAGGUGCAUUGUCCUCACUCGGUCCCUUCGGGGCUGUCCUUACAGGCACACAUGAGCGCCUAAAAGCAGCCGCGGUGGCGGCUAAAGAACAGGCGGCGGCACUUACUGCAAUGACAGCUUCUACUAAUGCAUCCUCAAAAGCGUUGAAGCUAUUCCGUCUUGCCCUCAUCAGCACAGGUGUUGGCGCGUUGGUCGUGGCACUUGGCGCGUUGAUCACGUUUCUAUCCACAACACAACGCGGGAUCAACUUCAUCAACAAAGGGCUCGAAGCGUUUAAAGCAAUAAGCGCAGCCUUGCUGGGAGAGGUUCAGCAGCUUGGCGAAACUAUAUUCGACGCCUUCGCCAACCCGCAGGAGGCAGUACGGAAGUUAUGGGAGGUCAUCAAAACUAGCCUUGUGGUAACAGGUGUCGACGAUCUUAUUGGCAAGACAAGGAGGGGCGCGCAAGGAUUCACAAAGCUAAUUUCAGACGCUGCAGGCACAGGUGUGAGGAUCGCGGAGAUAGAAGCUGAACUAGGCCGCACAGCAGCUGACUUCGUGAAGCGCCAAACAGAAUUGUCGCUAGCCUUUGAGCGACAAAAGGCAAUUGCAGAGGACAUAACCAAGACGGACGAACAAAGGAGGGUAGCUGGCGAGCGGUCAAUAGCGAUAGCACGGGAAGAGGCGGCAGUAGUGAAAGAGCGUAGUGACCUGGAGGUCGAACUACUAAACCUGAAAGCAUCAUUAAACGACACUAGCGAUGAAGAUCGUUUAGAAAUUCAGAACAAAAUAAACGAGGCGUUGAUCGCGGAGAAGGAUGCCACGGGUAAGGUGACGGGCGAGAAGAACAAACUAAACGCUUUGAACGUUGCUAUUGCUCAAAAGGCAAUCAACGCUUCAAAAAGUGAACUGGAAUUAUUUAUAAAAAACAACGAGUAUUCCACAAAGGCGUUAGCCGACCAAUUGAAGAUUGAAGAGGAGGUCUCCGCAAGGCGGAUAGAAAUUAUAAACGAGGAGGUGGCUAAAAAAUUGAAGACCACCGAAGCUGCAGAAACAGAGAAGCGAGCCAUCGAAGCGGAGAGCGCUAAGAAGCGCGCGGAAUUGACGGUGCAAUACCUCAACGAAGAAGUGGCGUUAAGCAAUACGUCUUUGAGUGAUGAAUUAAUACGCGAGGGUAUCACUAACGAUGAGAAGUACGAACUACGCCGCAAGCACCUGGAAGAAAUAAAGGCACUCGAGCUAGAGAAGCUACAAGAGCGUAGGGAUGCAGAGGUCAUUUCUGAAAGGCAAUAUAACGUUGAAAAAAUAGGGAUUGAAAGCAAAUUCUUAAAUGACAAAUUCACUUUACAAAAAGCCGAAGAAGAACGGGUUAGGCAAGGUCAACUAUUCGACACCCAACUGCAACGCCAAGCCGAUGCGCUCGACGCACAGGAGUAUAACUCAAAUCAGUUCUCGCAAGAGCUAGCACGCAUAUCACAAGAACAAGCCGACAGGGAGGUGCUGUACCAAUCACAAAGAGAGAAGCUCUUAAUAUCAGAAGAGCAAUUUCAACAAGCGCUGAUAAACAUUGAACGCACAGCAGCGUUGAAGAAACGCGACAUCUCACGUGCGGCACUGUUCCAGCAGAUAGCUGGUGCGGCGCAGGUAGCAGGAGCAAUAGGUCAAAUUGCGGGAGAACAAACGGCGGUUAGCAAGGCGGCAGCGAUAGCGCAAAGUACUAUCAAUACCUACUCCGCAGCAACACAGGCGUUGCUUAUACCUCCGCCAGCGGGCCAAAUAAUAGCGGGUAUUUUGGUAGCUGCAGGACUAGCCAACGUUGCCAAGAUUAGCAGGCAUUGA
This is a messenger RNA of Ruditapes philippinarum (Manila clam), 2514 nucleotides long. RefSeq lists its product as uncharacterized. The transcript has 2 exons. NCBI's taxonomy places the organism in Eukaryota, Metazoa, Mollusca, Bivalvia, Venerida, Veneridae. The record is from RefSeq and is a predicted model, not a curated record. Bases 1 to 2514 code for a protein of 837 amino acids.